Hermetia illucens (black soldier fly) is the source of this 1262-nucleotide messenger RNA. It is a transcript of the gene SPARC, whose product is annotated as SPARC. The record is from RefSeq and is a predicted model, not a curated record. The coding region runs from base 181 to 1098 and encodes 305 amino acids. NCBI's taxonomy places the organism in Eukaryota, Metazoa, Arthropoda, Insecta, Diptera, Stratiomyidae. The transcript is spliced from 7 exons. Gene Ontology annotation, biological process: anatomical structure development. Gene Ontology annotation, molecular function: protein binding; extracellular matrix binding; calcium ion binding.
CUCAUUUCUUCUUUUGGCUUCAGAUCAGUCUGAGUUUUCCAUCGGUCCGGGUAACUAGUGGAGUGUGGUGCUAUUUGGGAAGUGUAAGUGCUCAGUGUUUUUAGUCUUUUGAGGAAAUUCAUCAUAUAUUUUUGGAUUAACUUUGAAAGUACUGAUAAAUUUCGGUAGAAAAUAAAGACGAUGAAGUGGAGCCUGCUCCAAAUUUUUGGGCUAUUAGCCCUUGUCUGCCUCGCCUAUGGUGAUGACCCAGAUGUUGACAUACCAGAUGAUCUAAACUUCGACGAUUUGGAAGAGUUGGAAGACGAUGAGGCUCUAUUGCGCGAAGUCGAGGAGAAGCAUAUGGAAGUGGACAUUGACCGCGAAAAUGAGAUCGCCCGGGAUGUAGCCAUGGCUUUCAAUAAGAUUAAUCCUCGAGUCGAAGUUGAUCCAUGCACCAAGGUCCACUGUGGAGCUGGUCGCGUUUGCCAAGCUGACGGAAACAAAGCAUCUUGCGUUUGCAUCCCAGAUUGUCCAGUUGAAGCCGACCCCCGACGACGAGUCUGCACCAACAUUAAUGAAACCUGGUCCUCCGAUUGCGAAGUCUACAGGCAAAGAUGCUUAUGCGAUACCAAAGACCCUACCUGUAAGAAUCAAAAAUUGAAGCACAUCCACAUUGACUAUUAUGGCGAAUGCAAACAAUUGCCAGAAUGCACUGAGGACGAGAUGAAUGACUUCCCACGUCGUAUGCGUGAUUGGCUCUUCAACGUCAUGCGUGAUUUGGCCGAACGCAGCGAAUUGUCUGACUAUUACAUGCAAAUGGAAUUAGAAGCGGAAACAAACAUGACCAAACGUUGGGCCAAUGCUGCCGUCUGGAAAUGGUGCGAUUUGGAUGGAAAUCCUCCAGAUCGUUCAGUAUCACGUCACGAACUUUUCCCUAUUCGUGCUCCACUUGUUUCUCUGGAACAUUGCAUUGCUCCCUUCUUGGAAUCAUGUGACAAAGAUGAUAAUCAUCGAAUUACACUAAAAGAAUGGGGCAAUUGCUUGGAAUUGGACGAGGACGAAAUGUUGGAGCGUUGCGAUGACAUCAUUAAGCCUAGCACAACCACUCCGCAUCCUUGAACUUCGUACCAGGGAAGCAGCCAAGCUCAACUGAGCUUUAUGUUUUAAGAAUUUUCUGUUACUUAUUAACCAAAGCAAUGCACAUUUUUUUUCGUUUAUAAUGUAGAUGGCUUUAUGUAAAAUGUAAAAUACAGUUUAUCAAAUAUACCUUGGUGUUCAAUAUA